This is a messenger RNA of Plasmodium vinckei vinckei, 1635 nucleotides long. RefSeq names its product conserved Plasmodium protein, unknown function. Gene Ontology annotation, biological process: rRNA processing. Bases 1 to 1635 code for a protein of 544 amino acids. Gene Ontology annotation, cellular component: small-subunit processome; Pwp2p-containing subcomplex of 90S preribosome. The record is from RefSeq and is a predicted model, not a curated record. Gene Ontology annotation, molecular function: protein binding. The transcript has 2 exons. Lineage: Eukaryota; Apicomplexa; Aconoidasida; Haemosporida; Plasmodiidae.
AUGAGUGCUAAUAUUUUCGAAGGGGCCACUGUCCUAAUUGAUGAUGGCUUUUAUACCUCUGAUGAUAAUGAACAAAAAAAAAAAAAAAAAAACUCAGCUAGCCAAAAUUAUACUAACUUAAAAAAUAAAAAAAGCAAGCUAAAUCAUAAUGACCAAAAUAAUGAAAGUAGUUCCAGUGAUCAAAGUGAAAGUAGCGUAUCUUCAGAUGAAGAUCAAAUAAAUGAAUUUGAAAAACAAAAUAAUAAUGAAUAUAAUAAUUCAAAAGCGAAAAAAAAUGAUGAAUACCAUUAUUUUAACUUGGACAACUACCUAGGUAGCGACGCCGAUUUAAAUGAAGAACAUGAACAGUCAUAUAAUAAUCAAACAAAUAAAAAGGUAAAAGAUAUUAGUGGAAAAGUAUGGAAUGAUUCAGAAGAUGAUGAAUAUGAUGAUGAUUCAUCAUAUGAACAAAAAUUAGAUAGACUUAAAGUAAUUCAAGAGAACGAUAAUAUACAUGACGAAGUAUGUAUUGAUGUUCUUGAUGAAAAAGUAAAUAUAGAAAAUAUUUCUGUUAAAGGUGAUUAUGAUAUAAAUGCUUUUCCUUCCGAAGAUAUAUAUAUAUAUGAUAAUAAAGAGACUGAUAAUAAUAUAUAUAAGACUAAAAAAAAUAAAAAACAAAAUGAAAAAUGUAUUUUUUUAAAAUAUCGAUUACAUCAAUAUACAUUUAAUCAGAUUGAUGAAAAAAAAAUUAAACAAAUUGUUUCUUUGCCAAAUAAAAAUAUAUUUUUAUCUGUUUAUAAAAAUAGUUUGUUUGUUAUGGAAUAUAAAGACGAAGAAUUAAAUGCUUCGAAAAAGUUAAAAUUUAAUAAGUUACUUAAUUAUGUUGAAGAAUACAAUGAAAGUUCCUACAUACUAUCCAAUGAUAUUUUCCUUCGAAAAUAUGACAUGAUCAAAGACACGGUAUAUAAAACUAGAGUCCAUAAUCCAAGCACAGUACUAAUUCCAAAGGAAAUAAAAUUUUACUCUCAAAAUAAUAACUUAGAUGAUGAAACAAAAGAUGAAUUUAGUGAUUUAUAUUCCAUGUCUUUUUAUUCAUCAAAUAAGAUAAAUAUAUAUGAUAUAAGAAGUUAUGAUAUUGUUAAAAGUUUUGAAUUAAAUAACCGUUUUAUAGGUAUGAAUUUUUAUAAAAAAACAAAUAGUUUAUUUGCUAUAGAUAGUAAAGGAUAUAUAUAUAAUUGGUGUUUAAAUACAAAUAAAUUAAUUAAUAAAAUGAUGGAUAAUUAUUCAGUAUUUCCAUCUGCAUUUGAAGUAUAUAAGGAUUACCUAGUUACAUGCUCUUUCAAUGGGUUCCUUAAUUUAUUUGAUAUUAAUAAUUUAAAUAAACCAAUCAAAUCUUUUAAAAAUUUAACCCAUAGUAUUCGAGAUGUAGUUUUCAGUCCAUCUCAUAAUUGUCUAUUAUAUUAUACACAUCUUUUAAAAAAUGGAAUUAGAAUGGUAAAUUUAGAUACAAAUUAUGUAUAUUGUAAUAUACCUUGGCUUACUACACGAUCCAAAUAUAACAUAUAUGCUGCUAAUUUUUUUAACAACGGCAACAAUUUUUGUUUUGCUACAAGCUCUAAUUCUUUUUAUGUUUACGACAUUUGUGGCUACAAUUAG